CAAUAACGGUGAACAAUCCAUCAACGAUAAACGGACAAAUAGUGAAAUCGAAAUAAAUACAGAUGAGUGCAUAAUAUCAAAUAUAUUUAAUUCAUUGAUAAUUAUCAACAAUCUUACAAAAGUGAAAACAAAAGUGAACGAUGUAUUCAUAUUAAUCUGUGAUCGUCUGUUGAAAAGCAAGAGGACAUUAAAACCACUGAAACGAGCCAAAAAAACUGAUUGCGUAUUAUCAGAAAAUGUACGUGUUAAAGAUGAACCAAGGAUGUUUAAUGAAAAUAUUUAUUAAUGAUAAUAUUACUGAUGAUAAUAUUAAUAAAAAUAGUGAUAAGGAAUAUUCCAUUGCUUAUUGAUUGAUAUUAAAAAAGGAACAAGGAAGAUAAAUAUGUAUAUCAUCGGUGUCCUCAUUGUAAACGAACUUUUGAAAGUGCUUUCAUUCUCGACAAGCACAUACAUUGAAUUUUUAUGCUAUAAAAACGUGUCAACUAAAAUCAAGAAUCUUUUUGGAAACACAAAACGGCACAUAAAUCGAAUAAAAAACUGACACGAGAAAAGACAAUAUUGUUGCAAAGAGAUUUUACUAAAACAAUGAUUAAACAGAAAAUAAUCGAACACGUGCAUGUGUAUACAAAUAUUUAACAUCGUUUAUUUUGUUUAUCUGCUAAAUUUGAUACCUAAGUAUACUAUUAUAUAUUACUCAAUAUAUAUUUCAUAUUUUAUUCUUGCGCGUUUUUAUCAAGUAUUACGUAUUAACAAAUUGUUCCAAGUAACAAAUUAUUUUAUCAAAUUAUUAAAGUGAACGCGAAGAAACUUAGAAUGUAAGUAAUCGCGUUCCUCCUGUUUAGAUCUAAUGAAGAAGAUAAAAAAAAAAAUAGUCGAAAGUAAAAAUUUCGAUGAAUGUAUUAAAAUUAAAAAAAAAAUAAAAAUAAAAAAAAAUUACGAGAAGAUUAAACAAAUCUUCGAGAAAAUGAAAUCAAAGAAAUGAAGAUUUGCGCAUUAAGAAAGUACAAAUUUCUUGUGAUGUCUCUAAUACUGAAAUAUCAAAAGCAUAUGUUGAAGCAUGAUGAUUUUUGUACAUUUCGAUGUGACGUUUAUGUUGAGAAAUCCAAACGUAAAAACAAUAUGCAAAAACACAAAGUGAAAGUACACAAGGAGAUACCAAUUUUAUCACGAUUAUAUUAUUUUAUUCUUACCUGCAGGAAAACGAUUCAACAAUUAGACAAAAGAAGUAUGGUCAAAAGAAGAAAUUCAGCGUUACGCUCGAGAUGGAAUGUUAAGAAAUUCCUGGACGAAUCACAAGCUUCCUACUCAAAGGAUUCCCGUCUUAAAACUAUCAAUUUUCGAUACGAACGUAAAGCGGCGAUGAAAAUAUUGAGGUCAUCUAGUACAUUGAAAAAGAGAAAUCGUGUGAAAGAAGAAACCGAAAAGGAUAAUAAAUCGCAAUCAGGAAGUAAUGAAAUUCGUACGAGUCAAGAAAUUCUUUACAAGAAACGAAACGAUGGUAAUUACACUUGCGACAUUUGUCAAACGAUAUUCAAACAAAAGAGCAAGAUAUUACGACAUAUAAUGAGUAAACAUAGCUUUCAUCGGCCAUUCAAAUGCAAUUCUUGUGGUAAAUCUUUCAAGUACAAGUGUGACUUGAAGGCACACAGAUUGAUUCAUCAGGAUUUGGAUACCAGUUUGCUUCACUGUUGCGACAAGUGUGAUUAUCGUACGAAAACGAAGAACAAUUUGAAGUCCCAUUAUAUAAGAAGACAUACAGACGAUUACAAGUUCGCUUGUGAACACUGUGGCAAACGUUUCAAGAUGGAAUGGGACUUGAAGUUUCACAUUGGUACUCACAGUAGUUCACGACAUAUGUGUGACAUUUGUGGGAAAUUUUACACCAGCGAUUACUCCCUGUAUAAGCACAGAAAGGUCGCUCAUUUGAACGAAUACAAUUUUCAAUGCGACGUCUGCAACAAAAGGCUUCUCACUCAAGAAAAUCUCAACAAUCAUAUGCGUCAACACGAUAGAACGUACGAGUGCAAAGAAUGUGGCAAGGUCUUUGCAACGAAAAGAUAUUUGGCUACGCAUACGACCACUCAUACCGGUGUUAAACCUUACGUUUGUCAAAUUUGUAAGAAGAACUUUCGUACGUCCCACAUGAGGAACACACAUCUAUUAACACAUUCGGCGGAUAGACCUCAUGUUUGUGACCUUUGUGGACAAGCUUUCAAAAGACGAUACUACAUGAUCGAACAUCGAAGAAAACACCCCGACUCUCAUCUAUCCUCGCCCCCUAUGCCGUUUGGAAAAAAUAAGAAUACUUUUGAAAGCAAGAUCGAUUCUAAAUCGGACAUUUUAAAUUAAUAAUGCUCUUCAUUGAUUCUGCUUCCGCCAAUAAUAUUUAUAUUAUUUAAUGAAUCGACAUAGAAAUGAAAAUUAAUGGGCAUAUACGAUUUUAUAAUAACAAUUGUACAUAAUUAGAUACACAGUUACAUCACAAUACUUGUCAUAUAUCUUAGAUAUAUAUAUAUAUAUAUGUAUGUAUUUAUUUGUGAUGAUAUAUAUAUAAGCUAAAUAUAUAUAUAUAUAUUUUA
Messenger RNA from Vespula vulgaris, 2579 nucleotides. RefSeq names its product gastrula zinc finger protein XlCGF46.1-like. Gene Ontology annotation, molecular function: RNA polymerase II transcription regulatory region sequence-specific DNA binding; DNA-binding transcription factor activity, RNA polymerase II-specific. The transcript is spliced from 2 exons. Gene Ontology annotation, cellular component: nucleus. The record is from RefSeq and is a predicted model, not a curated record. NCBI's taxonomy places the organism in Eukaryota, Metazoa, Arthropoda, Insecta, Hymenoptera, Vespidae. Gene Ontology annotation, biological process: regulation of transcription by RNA polymerase II. The coding region runs from base 979 to 2349 and encodes 456 amino acids.